AUUAAAAUUUCAAGCAUUCUUCAUGUUUGUCUAGAAUCGGUGCCCAGAGUUGCCUUUGCCAUUUCUUUUUAAGGACUUCUCAAUCAAAGUACAUCGGUGCAUCGGAUAAUUAGCUAGAUUUAGAAUUUACCUUCCCACCUCAAUCAGUUAUUCAUUACCCAAAAUGUCAGAGACCAACAAAAACUAUGCUACAAAGAAAUGUGCAGUCGUUACAGGAGCAAAUAAAGGGAUUGGAUUAGAGAUAUGUCGACAGUUAGCCUCUAUUGGCGUAGCAGUGGUCUUGACUGCCAGAGAUGAGAAGAAAGGUGUUGAAGCAAUUGAGAAACUCAGAGGGUCGGGGCUGUUUGAUGUUGUUUUUCAUCAGCUCGAUGUGUUAGACCCUGCUAGUAUUGCUAAUCUAGCUGAUUUCAUCAAAACCCAGUCCGGAAAGCUUGAUAUCUUGGUGAACAAUGCUGGGAUUUCUGGAGUCAGAUUAGAUGAUGGCGCUGAGAAGGCACUGAUGACAGUAGCUGUAAGUCUUUGCAAUUUCAUCCAUUUUAAAUUUAAAAGUUGGGAAAGAAUUUAUGUUUUGAGAUAUCUUAUCGAGCUACUUCUACUGAUACAGCCAGAUGCAAAGUGGUCAAAAUACCAGGAACUAGCAAAGCACACUAACGAGUCGGUGGAAGAAUGUCUACAAGCAAACUACUAUGGAGCCAAAAGAGUGACUGAAGCACUUCUUCCACUCCUUCAGCUAUCUGAUUCUCCUAGACUUGUUAACGUCUCUUCUGGCUUGGGGAGGCUACAGUAUGUAUCUGAUGCUGGGGCUAAAGCAGUGCUGAGUGAUGUAGAUAGUCUCACAGAAGAAGGUGUGGAUGAGGUUCUGAAGAAGUUUCAGAAAGAUUUCGAGGAUGGUUUAUUAGAAACUCAAGGCUUGUCUGUCUACAUAAUGUCUAAAGCAGCAAUGAAUGCCUAUACAAGGAUUCUAGCGAAAAAGCUGCCCAAGUUUCGCAUAAAUUGCGUGACACCAGGUUUUGUCAAAACUGACAUUAACUACAACACUGGGUAUUUAACUGUUGAAGAAGGUGCUGAAGGUCCUGUAAAGUUGGCUUUGUUACCUGAUGAUGGCCCUUCUGGCCUUUUCUUUGCCCAAAAGGAAGUUUCAAACUUUUGAUUGAAUCUUAAUUAAAAACACGUCUUCUUGAGAGGAAAUAAAUCUGGAACUGUCAUGUUUUUGCUA
Telopea speciosissima is the source of this 1216-nucleotide messenger RNA. RefSeq names its product salutaridine reductase-like. The record is from RefSeq and is a predicted model, not a curated record. Gene Ontology annotation, cellular component: membrane. NCBI's taxonomy places the organism in Eukaryota, Viridiplantae, Streptophyta, Magnoliopsida, Proteales, Proteaceae. The coding region runs from base 164 to 1150 and encodes 328 amino acids. The transcript is spliced from 4 exons. Gene Ontology annotation, molecular function: oxidoreductase activity, acting on the CH-OH group of donors, NAD or NADP as acceptor.